Molecule: messenger RNA, 1293 nt
Organism: Drosophila albomicans
Lineage: Eukaryota; Metazoa; Arthropoda; Insecta; Diptera; Drosophilidae
Gene: slmo
Product: protein slowmo
Exons: 2
Coding region: 185-844 (219 amino acids)
Biological process (GO): phospholipid transport
Cellular component (GO): mitochondrial intermembrane space
Molecular function (GO): phosphatidic acid transfer activity
Source: RefSeq, a predicted model, not a curated record
AAAAACAUCGAUAACUUGGUUGCUGCCUUCAAUAUUUGGCCACCUUUAUCUCUGACACGAAUCGCACAACACCUGCGUCAGAAGGCAGACUCGUAAGUUGGCGUUGCGACACAUCGAUGAUCAAAAAGACGCCAAAACGCCUGCUUGAAGUAACGAAGACAAUUACGAAUACGACGCUUGCAUAAUGAAAAUCUGGACGUCAGAGCAUGUGUUCAACCAUCCGUGGGAGACUGUUACACAGGCGGCAUGGCGCAAAUACCCUAAUCCAAUGACACCCUCAAUCAUUGGGACGGAUGUCGUGGAGCGCAAAGUAGUCUGUGGAGUCUUGCACACACAUCGGCUUGUGCAAUCGAAAUGGUAUUUUCCAAAGUGGACACAUGCUCUUAUAGGCACAGCGAAGACCUGUUUUGCUAGCGAGCGCUCCACAGUGGAUCCACAGCGCAAACAGAUGGUUUUAAAGACAAACAAUCUUACAUUCUGCCGUAAUAUCAGCGUCGAUGAGGUGCUUUAUUAUGAGCCGCAUCCUUCGGAUUCAACAAAAACGAUGCUCAGGCAGGAGGCAACAGUAACUGUCUAUGGAGUGCCACUAUCACACUACAUGGAGGACUUGCUAACGUCCACAAUUAGUGCAAAUGCGGGUAAGGGCCGUCAAGGGCUCGAGUGGGUUAUUGGAUUGAUCAACACAGAGGUCAAAGGCAUUGCCGAGUCGGCAGCACGAGGAACAGAUGAACUGAUUCACAGUACAAGGCGAUCUAUAGACGAAGUCACAGAGAGUGCCCGCAAGAGUAUGGAUGAGAUUAGCGUGCAAGCAGCUAAGGCGGCGAAAGCAAUGCACAUAACAUAAGCAGCCCCUUUUAUAGUGAUUUUUAGAAGUUAAAGCAUACUCGACUUGGAAGUGCAACACAAUUAAUUUACAAGACAACGAAAGCAAGCAUAGCAUUAUAGAUACGUCUGAGGUACAAUCUACAUAUAUAUCUAAAAUUGUAAAUAUUACGAUCGCUUAAUUGGAUAAACAUAUACGUAUGCAUGUAUUUUGUAAAUCAACCUGAAGACGAAAAGUACUAUUGAGUUUAUCAACUGGCUGAGUGAUGUUAGCUGUUAGACUAAGUGUUUUGUAAUUACGUUAACGAUUUAACAUAUACAUAAUUUAAGAAGGUUAAAGCCAACAUCCAACCAUGAAUUCAGCUGGUGUAAAUCAAUAUUAUUUAUUCAGAACUAAAUCCUUGUAUGUAAAAAAAAAAUCGAGAACAGCAAAAAAAAAAUAAACACUUAGCUAAGAGGCUGAAAAAUGUA